Molecule: messenger RNA, 810 nt
Organism: Iphiclides podalirius (scarce swallowtail)
Lineage: Eukaryota; Metazoa; Arthropoda; Insecta; Lepidoptera; Papilionidae
Source: the annotation of a GenBank genome assembly
AUGCUUAAACAUGGUCGUGCUGGAGUACCUAUGGAGGUCAUGGGUCUUAUGUUAGGUGAAUUUGUGGACGAUUACACAGUACGUGUAAUUGACGUAUUUGCAAUGCCUCAGACUGGUACUGGUGUGUCUGUUGAGGCUGUUGAUCCUGUAUUUCAAGCUAAAAUGUUGGACAUGUUAAAGCAAACUGGACGUCCUGAAAUGGUUGUAGGAUGGUAUCAUUCACAUCCUGGUUUUGGUUGCUGGUUAUCUGGAGUAGACAUAAAUACUCAGCAGUCAUUUGAAGCACUGUCAGAGCGUGCUGUAGCUGUUGUUGUUGAUCCCAUACAAUCUGUAAAGGGCAAAGUUGUUAUUGAUGCAUUCCGUCUCAUUAAUCCCAACAUGAUGGUUCUUGGACAGGAACCAAGACAGACUACGUCAAACUUAGGGCACCUUCAGAAACCUUCAGUACAGGCUCUCAUACAUGGCCUCAAUCGCCACUAUUACUCAAUUAGCAUAAAUUACAGAAAAAAUGAGCUGGAGCAAAAAAUGUUGCUAAAUCUCCAUAAAAAGUCAUGGAUGGAUGGCCUAACAUUAUUAGACUACAAAGAACAUUGUGCUGUGAAUGAGACCACAGUAUCUGAAAUGUUGGAGCUGGCAAAGAACUAUAACAAGGCAUUAGAAGAUGAAGAGAAAAUGACCCCUGAGCAAUUGGCUAUCAAAAAUGUUGGCAAACAAGAUCCUAAGAGACAUUUAGAGGAGAAAGUGGAUGUUCUUAUGUCAAAUAACAUUGUGCAAAAUCUAGGAGCAAUGUUAGACACAAUGGUAUUCAAA